CACAUUUCUCCAGGGUCGCUUGGACCCUUGCAAUUGGCAAGGCUGAGAGAAGCAGUCGUGCCGGGUGGGGUGAGCUCCUGAUUAAUGCAGGGGUUUGACUGCGGGAGGCUUUUCGGCUUUAUGGGGGCGGGGAAGAAGGGGUGCAGUGCUUCGGGAGACUUAACUGUGUUUUCCUUGGGCUGCUCAGCCAGAGGAGAAAGCUGCUGCAGACUGCAGAAGGGGGCAGCUUGGGCUGUGAGUGUGCACUUGAUGGGAGAACUUGGGGGAGGGAGGCAAAGCCACGGUCUUGUUCCCUCCGGGCCUGUUCAGAGGUCUAGUAGAGAAAGUGGGGAGGUGGCCCAGUGACCAGGCUCAGAUUGGUCAAGGAGACUUUGACGGUCUGUCUUUGCAAAUGCCAGCACAGCUGUCUGGGGAAGAGACUAUGGGUGGAAACAUGGCAAUGGCUCCUACCUUUCUCCAGGGCCAGUGCCAGUUUCACCCUGGCCUGAAGGUAGGGGAAGACAGAGGGUGUCUCUGAGACCCCACCCUGCAGGUAGAUUGACUGAGGCUGGAAGUGUGAAGACUUGCAGGGAGGUUUGAGGGGAACCCUGAAUAAGCUUCUCCGAUGGAGGGGAUGGCAAGGCACGGUGCCUUAUAGGAGCAGUGACCGUUGAGAAUGGGUGGUAGGUGUGCAUGUGUGUGCAUGCCUGUGUGUGUGUGUGGGGGGGUGUUUAGUUGCUGAAAUCUAAUAUAUUGAAACAUCUUCAACAUUGAGUCAGGAGACUCAGGGCCUAGGCCAGGCUCACCUUGCUGUGUGACCUUGGACAAGUAUGUUGGUUUCACAGCUUCAAUUGUUCCAUUUGCUAACCUGGGCUCAACAAUACUGCUCUUCCCCUUAUUCCAGGAUGUUGUAAGGGCAGUGAAGUUAUUUCAGAAGGACACAGUGAGUGGCCUGGGAAGACAGUGUUCAAAACAGGCUGCAGGGAGCCCAGUGCUGGGGAUGUCUGUUGAGCACUGAGUGUUGCUCAACCUUUGGACCAAACCUGGCUCCCUGGGAGCUCUUGCUUUGGUUCAGUGACCUGCAACUUUUCAAGUGUAUGAUUCAUCUUGUUAGACAGAGGGACUGCCUUUAAUGUUUAACUCAGGGAGGUCACUUUCAAGUUUAUUGAGGUUUAUUUUGCUUCCUGCUUUAAGCCACUGGUCACCUUCCUUCCUUCAGGUUUCAGGUCACCUCCUAUCCUUGGGCAUCUGAAUGGAGAAGCUGCUCCUGAGAAUCCCCCGACAGUAUUUAGCCCAUGCCUUGUGUGGUGCAGGCACAGAGCUUGAUGUCUCUUUUAACAGAAGGUAGCUCUCUGUUCUUGAGGUUGGAGUCAGAGGUAGCAUGACCACCCUAUUCCAGGGUGAUGAUGAAGGGCACAGGGCUGGGUAGCAGACUGCAAGGGCAUGCUGGAGAGACCAAGGAAGCCUUCUAAUGACUCUUGAGAAGAGCCCAGGACGACAGGCUGUGAUGAAACAAAGUUGUAGAUGGGCAAACGCUGGGGGUUGUUGGCAGUGAGUGAUUCAAAAGGCUGGAGAAUGGCUGAUCCUGGGGUCUUCUUGCUCUCUCUCUCUCUCUCUCUCUCUCUCUCUCUCUCUCUCUCUCCUCGCUUCUACUUCUCCAGGGGCUGGUGAUUGCAUCUGAAGUGCCCAUGACAGAACUGGUGUCCUCCAGGGGAGGGUCUCCUGCAGGGGACCCGGAGGAGGGUCUGGGGGACGAUCAAGGCCUGGUUAUCCACCACCCAGCAGAAGAACAGUGCCACCGUUGCCCUCUGUGCGGCCAGACCUUCUCCCAGCAGCCCAGCCUGGUGCGGCACCAGAAGGCACACGUGGGGGCUGGCCGCACCGCCGCCUUCGUGUGCCCGGAGUGUGGCAAGGCCUUCAGCGUCAAACACAACCUGGAGGUGCACCAGCGCACACAUACUGGCGAGCGGCCCUUCCCUUGCCCGGAGUGUGGCCGCUGCUUCAGCCUCAAACAGAACCUGCUCACACACCAGCGCAUCCACAGCGGCGAGAAGCCUCACCAGUGCUCACAGUGCGGUCGCUGCUUCCGCGAGCCACGCUUCCUGCUCAACCACCAGCGCACCCACGCGCGCAUGCCCACGCCGCACCCGCGCCGUCCCGGUGUCUUCGGGGAACGGCGACCCUACUUCUGCCCCCGCUGCGGCAAGAGCUUCGCGCGUGAGGGCUCGCUCAAGACUCACCAAAGCAGCCAUGGCCAUGGGCCUGAGAGCCAAUCAGCCCAUUUAGGCCGUGUGCUAUGACCGCUGGGAGGCCUGCUACCAUCAGCUGCCUCCAACCCAGGAGCCACAUCCAUGGGUGUUGAGUUGCCUCCUCUCUGGAUGGGCUCAUGGGAGAGGGGCAGGGCCAGCUUGGGGUGUUGAAAGGGCUUGAGCCACCCCCUUGCCUUCCUCCCCCUGGACCCUUUGGUUGGCUGCAUGCAUCUGCUUUGGGCACCUGUGUUGGUUUGCUUCCUCAGGCUCCUCUGGUCUAGAGCAGGUGAGCCCCAUAGGGUUGGCCAGAGUCCCCUGGAGCGUGGGGGUAGUGGGAGUGUGCGGCUUUGUCUCUGUAGUGGGACAGGAGUGGGUAGUCAGCCUAUGUUGGUUUCCAUAACCCGCUGCUUACCUGAUCUUCAUUCCCAGCAUGUCAGACUUGAGAACGCCUUGGAGAGGACCAAGUUUCUACAGUCACUGGGCCCAAGCUCAGUCUGCAAAGCCUCAGCUUCCCGCACCCAGUGUCUGGUGGCCUUGAUGAGCCGUUCUACUCCAUGUCUCAGUUUGCUUAGCUAUACAGUGGACAGGACCUCGUGGCCCAGGACAUGCAGGGCAUAUCUGGGCAUGGAGACUAAAAAUGGAGUUUCAUGGGAUCCUAUGGGUUCCUGGCAUGAGGAUGUGUCUCAUCAGAAGACCUACCUCUGGAGGUGCCCUGUGUUGGUAGGGCCAGGAAUUAGGGGCUGGUUCCAUGCCUUGGUGGGAAAACUCCCAAGGUCUGACUUGAGUUACAGCUGGGCAAGCCUCCUUUUGGCUUCCUGGCCCCAGACAGCAACUCAGGUGUGGAGAUAGACUGCACCUGUGUGGAGAGCUUCCAGCCUGGCCCACCAUUUGGUUGAAGGGUAGAGACAAGAUGAGCAACUGGUCUGGGUUAUUGCAGCAAGUUGAUGGCAGACCUGGCUUGAGAGGCGAAAUUUUCCUCAAGAUGUGAGCAGCAACUGAAGGCUCCUGUGCCCUUUCUGAAUUAGAAACGUUAAAACUUCAGGGACAUGUGGCCCUUGAAAUUUUGAUAGAGGCUGUGGAGCUCCUAGGAGAAGUCACAUACUCACACAGCUCUCACAAUGCCAAGUAAUUCAGGAGCCUUGGGACUCCAGACUGAAGACCUCGGCCCUGGGGGUUUCAUAUGCCAUCCUUUUCUUACUCCAUACAAGUGUCUCUCUCUCUUCCUGGUCUCCUCUUGUUUGGGAAUAAAGAAUUCUGAGGCUGAGCCCCUUUUAGUCCACUCAUCCCUUUUCCAGAUUUGUAGGAUCUGAGCUUCCUCCCCAAGACAUUGCCGGAGGCUUCCAGGCUUGGCUACUUCCCUCCUUUUUGAGACUGACAGGCUGUGGGAUUUUUCCAGUGGAGCCUUGUAAGGCUAUAAGGCUCUGCUUGGCUUUCGCUCUCAUUUCACUGUCUCAAGGGGAGUCUCAAGGGGAGUCUCAAGGGGAGUCUGGACUGCUGAAGGGAUGGUGAGUCAUUUUAUCUGUGUCUGCUCCAGGGAAAAAGGAUCCUGCUUCCUUUAGCACGUGCAACCAAUCAGCCCUCUUGGCUGGCCAGGUGUGCAGCUCCAGGCAGAUAUCACAUGGGAAUGUGAGGGUAGAAAGGCACCAGCCCCCUGUACAUGGUACUCGUGGGUCUAGGCAGAGGGAGAAGCCAGAGGAGGAGUUGUGUGUAUCCUUUAAGUAAGCAGAGGUAAAAAGUAGGGGUAUGGGUCUUGGGCCACUGUUGGCCAGGGAUUCCUGUCUUCACACAUGAGCAGGUCAGCUGGGAGGCCACAGAUGUUUCUCUUCUUCUCCAGAAUGAACACUAAUGAGGAAGGGGGGUCCCUUUCCUAUUGGGGUUUGGUAGAAAUCUAUGGAUUCCUAACCUGGGGUCUUACUGCCUGUAUCCCCCAUGCAGCUUGGGUUACAGGUUCUUAUUGAACUCUAUGACUUAUUCUGAGGUCACUGAGUGUUCAAAGAGAUCUGAGAAAGGGGAGGCAGUCCCCAUACUCCAGGAGCUUCCAUGCACCUCUUUUCUUUGGCUAAUCUAGAGGCGCUCUCACCAUGCCCCUCAGCUAAUUGCCCAGCUUGUCUCUUCCCUGCUGUAACUGUGCCAUGCCUUCCCCUGUACUGCUCUGAAACCUUCGUCUUCCCCUACUCCCAAAGCCCCCUUAUUCACCAGGGCUGAGUCCCCCAGCCCACCCUGCCUAUGCUCCCUCUGAACAGUACUCAUGCUAACAUGUGGCGUCUCCUGUGAGUACUAUGUGUUGUUUAGUCUUGUGCUCACUUUUUCUGUGUGUGCGUAUGUAUAUGUUCUGUGUGUGCACAUGUGCACCUCAAAUUCCCAACUAGACUGUGAGCUCCCUGAGGGCAGGUGGCUAUCAUUUCUUCUUCAACCCCAAGUGGGUCUAGCACAGGGCUGGGCUCCCAACUCUCAGGAAAACACUUGUCAACUGGCUGAUGAGUACAUGUUGGAUGUUGGGGGUGGUGGUGGAAGGCGUUUGAGGUGAGUACAUGUGAGUUAGCUAGGGGUGCAUUGAGAUGAGUUGUGGGCUGGCUCAUUGGACCAAUAAUGGAUGCUCCAGGCCUCAGGUCCUUGCAUUUUGGGGGUGGUAGAAGCAGAAGGGAUACUCCCCCCACACACACACCAUGGCUACACAGGAGUGCACUUGAAUGGAUGUCCAGGUUGGAUAUCCCUGGAGGUCCCUGACAUCUGUUGGAGCUGACUCAAAUAAAUGUUCUCUGUAACA
Cricetulus griseus (Chinese hamster) is the source of this 4995-nucleotide messenger RNA. Lineage: Eukaryota; Metazoa; Chordata; Mammalia; Rodentia; Cricetidae. The record is from RefSeq and is a predicted model, not a curated record.